AUUGAAAUAUUGAAUGUGAUAGAAUGUGAAAAUAAUUAAAAAAAAAAAAAAGAUUAGUGUUUAUUCCUAUAAUAAAAGUCUUUAUAAUGACUUUAAAACUUGUGCUAAAUUCCCUCCCACUCAAUCCAUAUUCCACCCUGAAAAAGCAACACCAACAUCCCACCUUUCUUUCUUCUCAAAUCAUGGCAGCAGAAACCUCCAAUUCCACCAUUGGAGAACACCUUAAAUGGAGAAAACCACCCAGAAACCAUCAACAACCGCCAUUAACAACAGAUCUAAACUCACAAAUGCCUUUAAUUAUCCAAUCUACUCGCUGCAAAUCCACCAUUUCUUCUCUUCUUUUGUCUACUUUUAGUAACCGUGAAAAUACCCAGAACAGGAAUAACCCCAAGAAAACGUUUAAGAAUUCAGCGUUAAGAGGGUUUGGGUGUACUGCUCAACCUGAGGUUACUGUUCCUGCUGUUAUUAGGUCUUCUGCUGAUUGGGAUGACAGAGAGAAGAAGAAGAAAAAUGGGGUUUCUUCUAAGAAGAAAAAGAAGAAAAAUCAACAUUUACAAAGUGGAGGUGUGAUAAUGGAGGAUUCAAUUGGGUCUGUGGGUGUUCAAGAUUUAUGGUGUGGUGAUGCUUCUGCUGCUGCUUCUGUGGAUUGUGUUAGACCUCUUUCUUCUAGGGGCAAAAUUGAUCUUGACAAAAUUCAUCACAGAGAGUUGCAGCGAACCUCCUAUACAUCAAGACAGAGAAUAAAUGCUGAGCAGUUUUCUACCAUGGGCCUGGAUUCUUCCUUUGACAUUCCAAGUUUUGGACCGGAUGUCUUUGAAGCCCGGUACUACCAUCAUCUACGUAACCGUACCCCUGAAGAGCUAGCUGAGAUUCUAAUGUUUCAAAAUGGUCUUUUAACGAGUAGAAGAUCAAGCGGUCUUGAUAGAUACCGAGACUGGAGACUGGAUGUCGACAACAUGACUUACGAAGAAUUGCUUGAACUUGGGGAUAGAAUCGGGCAUGUGAAUACUGGAUUGGAGGAAGAUCAGAUUGGCCGAUGCCUUAGAAAAGGUAAGCUGUGUGUCAUGAAUGAAGUAUCCUCAGAAUCCCCGAAUUCAGCUGAGAUAGACGGAAAAUGCAGCAUUUGUCAGGAAGAGUAUGAAGAAGAGGAGGAGGUCGGGAAACUGGAAUGUGGACAUGCUUAUCACUUGCAUUGCAUAAAGCAAUGGCUUGCGCAGAAAAAUGCUUGCCCUGUCUGUAAAGCCGAGGCGUCUGCUCUAUUGGAUUGAAGUCGUCCGUGUCGUGUCUUAUGAUCGUUGAUGCUUUCCCAUCUGUAUAGAUUUAUGUUCUACCGCGAUUUCAUAGGAAUACUACAUUAACUUUGUUCAUUGUUGUGGCUAUGCCUGUGCCUGUGUCCGUGCCUGUGCCUGUGAACCUUGAAGUGACUUGGUUUUUUGGCUCUUGAAAAGAUUAAGGAUAAUUUUUA
Amaranthus tricolor (Joseph's coat) is the source of this 1465-nucleotide messenger RNA. RefSeq lists its product as uncharacterized. The transcript has 5 exons. The record is from RefSeq and is a predicted model, not a curated record. Bases 87 to 1268 code for a protein of 393 amino acids. NCBI's taxonomy places the organism in Eukaryota, Viridiplantae, Streptophyta, Magnoliopsida, Caryophyllales, Amaranthaceae. Gene Ontology annotation, molecular function: ubiquitin protein ligase activity.